AUGGUCCCCGGGGCCCCCAACACCACCACCAUGCUGCCCGCGUCCGAAGCCGCCAAGAUCUACCAGACCAACUACGUGCGCAACUCCCGCGCCAUCGGCGUCCUGUGGGCCAUCUUCACCAUCCUGUUCGCCAUCGUCAACGUGGUGUGCUUCAUCCAGCCCUACUGGAUCGGGGACGGCGUGGACACCCCUCAGGCGGGCUACUUCGGUCUGUUCCACUACUGCAUCGGGAACGGGCUGUCCCGGGACUUGACCUGUCAGGGCAGCUUCACCGAGUUCAGCAGCAUCCCGUCCGGCGCGUUCAAGGCUGCCUCCUUCUUCAUCGGCAUGUCCAUGGUGCUGGUCCUCACCUGCAUCGGCUGCUUCGCGCUCUUCUUCUUCUGCAGCACCGGGACCGUGUACAAGAUCUGCGGCUGGAUGCAGCUGGCGGCAGGUACGUGUCUGAUCCUGGGCUGCAUGAUCUACCCAGACGGCUGGGACAGCGACGAGGUGAAGAGGAUGUGUGGCGAAAAGACGGACAAGUACACGCUGGGCGCCUGCUCGGUGCGCUGGGCCUACAUCCUGGCCAUCAUGGGCAUCAUGGACGCUCUCAUCCUCUCCUUCCUGGCCUUCGUACUCGGAAACCGCCAGGACAGCCUCAUGUCCGAGGAGCUGCUGGGAGAUAAGAGCGGUAAUAAUGCCAUAUAAUUUCUGGCAGUGGUAAAGCAGUCACACACACAGGUCUUACUGCCUAGUCGUGAUGUUACAUCAGGAUCCAGCUUCCCUCUCCUGGUCCAACCUGUGGCUAGGAUGCAGAGCUGAUGUUGUGGGGAAUCAACAGGUCAGACAAGAAGAAGAGGAGGUCUGGAAGAGGCCACACGACCUUAUGUUAAAGACCAGGACGCCUCUUGCCCUCUCUGAAAACUCCCUCUGUAAAAUAGUCUUCAUAUUCAUCCCAAACUGCUAAUUUUUGCAGGAUGAAUUCUCCAAAAGACUGUCAGAGUUCGCCUGUGUUGAUACGUCACUGCAUCAUCUUACCCAAGCUGUUCAAACUGAAAUGUUCUGCGAGAGGAAGUGAGAAAGGAGGCCAGUGUCAUCCGAAAACAACAUAAGACAAACGUGUGGUAAAUCAGCUCCAGGACACUGAUCGGACGAACAUCACAGAGUGGCAGCCGCUCAAAUCGAAUUAAAUCAAAAUACAUUAACCACACUUUUACCGACACAAAUAGGGACUUAACAGGCUUGAGGUCAAAGCUGUCAGAUAUUCUUUCUUAUCAAGUCAACAAACUCCCUCCAAAGGAGUUUGGCUCCGACACUGUUUGACCUUUGAUUUAAAGAGGAGUGGUGUCAGCAAGGAUGUGAGGACUCCAGAAGAUUAUAGGCUGGAUAACAGAACAUAAAGAACAGCACUGUUUUGUUAUAAUUAAAUGUUUGAUGUGAUAGAACCAAAUGGUAGUAAUUAGAAGUUUUGCUGGGGAGGACUGUGCAAAAACAGAGUAAAAUAAAAGUGCAUUCAAUAGGAGAAAAUUGUAUCAAGUCUCUGUAUAGCUACAUGUUGAUUACGUCCCUGUACUUUGUCUUGACUUUGAAAUGUACACUUGAAAUGUCAAGCUAUUGGUCCAUUAUUAGUAUGUGCCAUAGAGUAUCUUGUAACCUGACAGUAUUGUGAAGAACUAAAAGGACGUAAGGAAAGCUGUACUGGACAUGAACUGUGGAUAUGUUUGACUCUUGUAUUGGUGUACCUUUUUGUUUACUGUCAUUUUUCACCAUCUCACAGCCAAAAAAAUAGUAAUAACAAAACACACAAGAAAUGGAAACAGACUUACAUUAAAACCGUUGAUGCUUGACGAAGCAGACGAGAUAAUGUUACGCAUUUUGGGAAAUAUACUUAUUAGCUUUCUGGUGGUUAGCAAGAAGUCGGUUAGCUUAGCUUAAGCUAGCACGAACAUUUGAAACACGGGGAAACAGCUAGCCUAGCCUAGCCCCUAACAUUUUAAUAACUUUAAAAGAUCGACAUAUUUUAUUUCGUCGAAACUGUUCAACAAUUUAAAAGAAAAAAAGACAACUAACUGCGUAAAAACUACAUUUAGCCGUUAAACCAAACGCACUACUUCCGGCAGGUCAAACAAACGGUCGUAACCUUCAAUAAAACGUCGUUUUCACAAGUCGGGGUUUCUACGGUAAAAGAAACGAUAUUUCACCUGUUUAUAUGAGGUAUCUCGAGGUCCUGAUAGGUGAGUUUUGUUACCUUUGCUUUGAGCCAGAAGCGAGCCUCGGUGUUUCCGGACUUUGAGCUAAUCUAAGCUAACAGGUGCUGCGCUCAUUUUGGUGACACGUCAGAUUGUGUGACCUGAGCGUAUUACCGCCCCUCAGUAUUUACGAACCGAUCGCGAACAUUUUGAUAGAUUUUCUGACUUUGGAACACCAACAUUUUUUAAUGAAACGUCAUUUCUAUGUAAUGCUAUCAAAAUUUCAACUAAUUGCCAGCAAUUUACAGUGUUAUUUGUAUGACUCAGGUACCAUUAAAAUACACACCACGUGAGACGAGACUGAGCAACACUGAGUUUGUGUAAUGAGUUAAAAUAAUAAUUAUACGUUUCCUCAUUAAACACUGGAUAUAUUUGAUUCACCGAAGUCUAUUUUUUUAAUUUUUAUUAGCAGCUCUACAAUAGUUAUAAAUAAAGUUAUAUAGAAGGCAUAAUCCGAUAAACUACCCCUCUUUUGUGUUGUAUUUCCUGAUACACACACCAAUAGUGUUCCCAACUCAAUUUAGUUUCCUAAUACUCGAAUCUGUAGGUUCUAGUAUCAACCAAAAUACUCAGGUUUAAGUUUUCUUCCACAGAACCUACAUUUAGGCAAUUAAAUAUUUUCUUCGUACCUGAUUCAGGCAGUGAAUUUGCACUGUAAAUUGCUGUAUUAUGAAAUUUUACCUAAUUUGUGUCAUAAUAAACUUAACAAGCUGUUGCCUCCCAUCAGAAAGCUAAUAAGAAGAGUUCUUGAAAUGUCAAACUGUUUCAAACUACACCUUUUUGCACAUGGUAGGAUAGUCCCGGCUGUCACUCAGCAACUUGUAAAUGUGCCUCCUUUAAUAUGAUCUCUGUUAAUUUAGUGUCACUGUGUCAGAACAAAGGAAUCCAAAGUGUUUUUUCGCACCAAGCAACGACACACUCAGAAAGUAACACAAGCCAAGGACUCACUCUUUCUACCCAAAGGUGUGGGUAGUAUUUUUGCCCCUAGUUCAUAACUGAAAACAACAGAAAUGUUACCUGUACGAUCUCUCCAGCUGAGCCAUUAUUCAUUUGGAAUCACAGAUAUGUGUAAAUUUGACACUGCAGUAGAUUAUGUGAUAAUAAAAAUGGCAAACACCAGAUUUUUUUUAAAACCA
Amphiprion ocellaris (clown anemonefish) is the source of this 3364-nucleotide messenger RNA. It is a transcript of the gene lhfpl3, whose product is annotated as LHFPL tetraspan subfamily member 3. The coding region runs from base 1 to 687 and encodes 228 amino acids. Gene Ontology annotation, cellular component: plasma membrane. The record is from RefSeq and is a predicted model, not a curated record. Gene Ontology annotation, biological process: sensory perception of sound. The transcript is spliced from 4 exons. NCBI's taxonomy places the organism in Eukaryota, Metazoa, Chordata, Actinopteri, Pomacentridae.